Solenopsis invicta (red fire ant) is the source of this 756-nucleotide messenger RNA. RefSeq names its product putative peptidyl-tRNA hydrolase PTRHD1. The record is from RefSeq and is a predicted model, not a curated record. Gene Ontology annotation, molecular function: peptidyl-tRNA hydrolase activity. The transcript is spliced from 3 exons. Bases 356 to 715 code for a protein of 119 amino acids. Lineage: Eukaryota; Metazoa; Arthropoda; Insecta; Hymenoptera; Formicidae.
AAAAAGUAUGAGCUUGGAACUUCCUUCAGUCGACCUAUGAAAAGCGAGAGCAGCUAGUUCCUCGGACGAGCUGGGAGAAUGAAUCUUCUGAAGUUGGCAGCACUGAUGUUUACACCUGUCAGCAGACGACGACACACGCGGCGACAGCGGGUGACAAGUGUGUGCGAGUAAUUCGUUACUUUUACUUCGAAUUUAUACUCAAUUAGAUCCAGAUCGCAUCAGAUUGCACUCCGAGUCUCGUGCUUUGGCGUCCUUUUAUGUUAUAUCGUUGGAAGAAAAUUGUUUAUCGCACGGUUAACAGCAGCUAACCUCUCGGCGGACGCUACCGUUGUCGAAAAGUUAUCGCUCAAAGAAUAUGUCCGGAAUAGUUCAGUAUGUGGUGGUGCGGGGAGAUCUUAUGAGGACAAUGGGGUGGCCGCUGGGCGCUGUGGUUGCCCAAGCGUGUCACGCGUGCACCGCCGUUAUACAUCUCUUUUACAAUGACGCCCACACGCAGGCCUACCUCGCUGAUUUGGACAAUAUGCACAAGGUGGUCCUUGAGGCCGCCGACGAAGCCGGUCUGCAGGCGCUGUGCGCAAAACUGAGGGAGGACGACAUUCAGCACAAAUUGUGGAUAGAACAGCCCGAGAACGUUGCGACAUGCUUGGUAAUCAAGCCCUACCCCAAGGACAAGGUGCAGUCGUAUUUCAAGAAGUACAAGUUACUCAAGAUGUGACGGAUGUAAAUGACAAUAUAAACACGAAUGAAGACACGGAA